Molecule: messenger RNA, 960 nt
Organism: Stylophora pistillata
Lineage: Eukaryota; Metazoa; Cnidaria; Anthozoa; Scleractinia; Pocilloporidae
Product: ubiquitin-conjugating enzyme E2 A
Source: RefSeq, a predicted model, not a curated record
GUCUCGAUACUUCGAUCGCAAAUUGUAGUGAGCCAGUGAACUACAAGUCAGUGAAUUUUGUGUUGUUAUUCAACCAAAAUCUAGCAUGACAACUUCGGCUAGAAGACGCCUAAUGAGAGAUUUUAAAAAGCUUCAAGAUGACCCCCCUACUGGAGUUACCGGUGCUCCGACAGAAAACAAUAUAAUGUUGUGGAAUGCAGUUAUUUUCGGACCAGACGACACUCCGUUUGAAGGAGGAACAUUUAGACUAACCAUGGAAUUCACCGAAGAAUACCCCAAUAAAGCACCUACUGUUAAAUUUAUUUCAAAAAUGUUUCAUCCUAACGUUUAUGCUGAUGGAGGCAUUUGCUUAGAUAUUCUUCAAAACAGAUGGAGUCCUACAUAUGAUGUGGCAGCAAUUCUUACUUCAAUACAGUCAUUAUUAGAUGAGCCAAAUCCAAAUAGUCCUGCUAACAGCUUAGCUGCUCAACUUUACCAAGAGAACAAACGAGAGUAUGAGAAAAAAGUCAUCGCCAUUGUUGAGCAAAGUUGGCAAUCAAGUUAAUUUCUUUCUUUCUGUUUUCUACUCUGGCAUGUUUGUAUGUGAAUUUCUCCUGGUGCUCUCUUCUUCAUUAUUUGUUUGUGUGUGUUUUGUUUUGUUUUUUUAAUUUUCAACAAAAGCAUGUUAAGAAAAGGCAGAAAAUUUUCAACUGGACUUUGAACAGUUGAUGGGGAGAAUUGUUUCUGCUAACAAAAGCAACGUAAUAUGGUGUAGGCAAUGGUAAAUGUAAACUUUUCAGUAUUUAAGCAUUAAUGAGAUUUGUAUAGUAUGGCUUUUUAAUUAAUCACGUUUUGUGUCAUGUUAGAAAUGAGGCCUAGAUUGGUAAGAUAUUCUGGGCUGUGCUUCAUGUACUAGAUUCAGUAUGUUAAAGUGGUGUAAAUACACAGAAAUAAACUAAUGAACCCUGCAAUUGUAUUGUA